This is a messenger RNA of Tuber melanosporum (Perigord truffle), 1865 nucleotides long. Its product is annotated as 60S ribosomal export protein NMD3. Gene Ontology annotation, biological process: ribosomal large subunit export from nucleus. The transcript is spliced from 4 exons. Gene Ontology annotation, cellular component: nucleus; cytoplasm. The record is from RefSeq and is a predicted model, not a curated record. The coding region runs from base 50 to 1642 and encodes 530 amino acids. Lineage: Eukaryota; Fungi; Ascomycota; Pezizomycetes; Pezizales; Tuberaceae. Gene Ontology annotation, molecular function: ribosomal large subunit binding.
CUCAACACCACAACCGCUACCAAAAACUACUGCUAUAAAAUAGGAAAAAAUGGAUCUAGAUACAGUCCAGCUUCCAACCUCCACUGGGAAGGCUCCCAUAGCAACAGUCCUCUGCGCAACAUGCGGUGCCCCAAUCGACGGUUCAACCGGUGUAGCAAUGUGCUACGACUGCAUAAAACUCAAUGUUGACAUCUCCGACGGUAUUCAGCGCGAAGCCACGAUCCACUUCUGCCGCGGCUGCGAUAGAUGGUUGCAGCCACCCACUCAAUGGGUCUCCGCAGCGCUCGAGAGCAGGGAGUUGCUCGCGCUGUGCCUACGGAAACUGAGGGGCCUGGCGAAGGUCAGGAUUAUAGAUGCCAGCUUUAUCUGGACGGAGCCCCAUUCGAAGAGGAUUAGGGUCAAGAUUACGGUCCAACAGGAGGCGUUCCAGAGCACGAUCUUGCAGCAGAGCUUUGAGGUUGAGUAUGUUGUUGCUUACCACCAAUGCCCCGAUUGUGCCAAAUCUUUUACUGCGAAUACUUGGAGGGCGUGCGUGCAGGUUCGACAAAAGGUCCCGCAUAAGAGAACAUUCUUGUACCUUGAGCAGUUGAUUUUGAAACAUAAUGCUCACAAGGAUACCAUAAACAUUCGGGAGGUCAAGGAUGGGCUUGAUUUUUAUUACUCACAAAGGAAUCACGCUACGAAGAUGGUGGACUUUUUGGGGGCGGUUGUCCCGAUCACUUCGAAGAAGUCUUCUGAGUUGAUUUCAACAGAUAUCCAUACCAGCACUAAGUCCUAUAAGUUUACAUAUUCCGUUGAGCUAGUUCCUAUCUGCAAGGACGACCUAGUGUGUAUCCCGAUCAAGAUGGCAAGAUCACUGGGAAAUAUUUCCCCCCUCCUCCUCUGCACCAGAAUCGGAAACUCCAUCCACCUGAUGGACCCUGGCACCCUCCAAGUGGCUGACGUCCAAACCUCCGUCUACUGGCGCGCUCCCUUCUCCUCCCUUGCGGAUGUACAAGAAUUGGUAGAAUUCAUAGUCUUAGACAUUGAGCCCUCUGGCCCGACCCACGGCCGCUUCGUUCUCGCAGACGCACAAGUCGCCAGGGCAUCUGACAUGGUCUCUAACACCCAAAGCUACCUCGUCCGCACACACCUUGGCGGCAUCCUACAUCCAGGUGAUUCGGUCCUUGGCUACCAUCUCAGCGGUACAAACUUCAACAACCCGCAAUACGAAGACCUAGAACGCACAGUACCAGGCCAGAUUCCGGAAGUGGUGCUUGUGAAGAAGAGUUAUCCGCGGAAGAAGAAGAACAAGAACAGGAACUGGCGCCUUAAGCGUAUGGCUCGCGAGGAGUCGGAUAUGCUUCCAAGGAAGCAGGACCAGGAGCGCGCCGAGAGGGACUACGAGAUGUUCCUUAGAGAUGUUGAAGAGGAUACAGAACUUAGGGCUUCAUUGGCAUUGUAUAAGAACACGAGGAAGAAUCCGCCCAAAACACAGAGGAUGGAGGGGGUAGAGAUGGAAAGUGUACCGGAAGAAAGGGCAGAACCAGGGAGCGAGGUGGAGCAGGAUGUCGAGGAUGAUGACGGCGACGACGGCGAUCUUCCGGAGAUUGCGAUAGACGAAUUAUUGGACGAGUUCGAGGAGAUGCAUGUGCAGGACUGAUUGAAAGCUUAUCCUUGGACUAUAUUCUGUAUCAUCCGAAAAUUUUGCGAGGGGUGGGAGUGUCUGCGGUCUUGUAUAAUAGCUUGCCUUUUUCUCUUUUCUUGCCUUCAAGUAUUAUCUGGUUCUACUUUUUGUUGUGGAAAUUGCAUGGGCUCUUCUUUUGUGAUUGGUUUUGUUUACCCCUCGGUUUCUUGCGUAGGAGUAUCAAUCAAAUGCCUCCCUC